AAGAGCAUACGGCGACGUAUGAUGGUGAAGUUGUAACUCUAUCCAGUCUGGUCUCAUCAACAAGCCAGAAAUCAAGAAUGUCAUCUCCGUCUGGGCUCUCGCCCCUCCCCUCGAAACCGCUGCUGCCGCCGCCUCGGGCCACUUCCUCCGCCACUCUCCUCCACUUUCCAUCCGACCACCAAUAUGCUUUCUCUUCCAGAGCCUCCCGCUUCAAGUGCUCCGCGGGAGACGCCGGCUUCUUCACCAAACUCGGCCGCUUAAUCAAAGAAAAAGCCAAGAGCGAUGUCGAGAAAGUCUUUUCUGGCUUCUCUAAAACUAGAGACAAUUUAGCUGUUGUUGAUGAGCUUCUGCUCUACUGGAAUCUCUCCGACACCGACAGGGUUUUAGAUGAACUCGAAGAGGUGUUGUUAGUGGCUGAUUUUGGACCCCGGAUUACUGUAAAGAUCGUUGAUAGCUUAAGGGACGAUAUAUACGCUGGCAAGCUCAAGUCGGGGCCAGAAAUCAAAGAUGCUUUAAAGAAGAGUAUAUUGAAUUUGUUGACGGCAAAGGGACUUAAAACCGAGUUGAAGUUGGGCUUCAGGAAACCAGCUGUUGUCAUGAUAGUUGGUGUCAAUGGAGGUGGUAAAACUACAUCUCUUGGAAAGCUGGCCAAUAGAUUUAAAAAUGAAGGGACCAAAGUAUUGUUGGCUGCAGGAGACACAUUUAGAGCAGCUGCAAGCGAUCAAUUGGAGAUAUGGGCUCAAAGAACGGGUUGUGAGAUCGUCGUAGCUGGAAAUGAAAAUGCAAAGGCAGCUACAGUUCUUUCGCAGGCUGUUAAACGGGGUAAACUAGAAGGUUACGACCUUGUUCUGUGCGACACCUCUGGACGUUUGCACACUAAUUACAGCCUUAUGGAAGAAUUGAUCGCGUGCAAGAAAGCUAUUGGAAAAGUUGUUCCCGGUGCACCCAAUGAAAUCCUGCAAGUGCUGGACGGAACAACUGGUUUGAACAUGCUUCCACAAGCAAGAGAAUUCAACGACGUUGUGGGAAUUACUGGUUUGAUUUUGACCAAACUUGAUGGCUCAGCAAGGGGUGGCUGUGUGGUGAGUGUAGUUGAUGAACUCGGAAUACCUGUGAAGUUUGUUGGUGUCGGAGAAGGCGUGGAAGAUCUCCAACCAUUUGAUGCUGAGGCAUUCGUCAACGCAAUAUUUCCAUGAAAUUUUGUCAGCAGAGAGACUGUAAAUUUUAUGUGGUCUUAAAGAAGGAAGUCUCAACAACUUGCACUUGUAUCUUUAGAUCGAGUUUUGGGGUCUUAUUUCGUUGUAGAUUUGUGAAUUUUGCAACCGGAUCAACUUGGGACCGGAAUAAAAGGGUUUCCGGCAAAGAUUAUCUUAUGAUUGUUUGAAUAUAUGCAUAGCUUGAUUAAUCUUA
Messenger RNA from Salvia hispanica, 1410 nucleotides. It is a transcript of the gene CPFTSY, whose product is annotated as signal recognition particle receptor protein, chloroplast (FTSY). Gene Ontology annotation, molecular function: ATP hydrolysis activity; GTPase activity; signal recognition particle binding. Gene Ontology annotation, cellular component: membrane. The record is from RefSeq and is a predicted model, not a curated record. NCBI's taxonomy places the organism in Eukaryota, Viridiplantae, Streptophyta, Magnoliopsida, Lamiales, Lamiaceae. Gene Ontology annotation, biological process: SRP-dependent cotranslational protein targeting to membrane.